GUAAACUAUCUCCCUUAGGCGUCUUGUUCUCGAGGCGCCUACACCUCCCCGGUCAUAGGACUCGUCCAAGAGCAUGCGCAACGUGGAGGCGCCGCAUCCUAGUAAUUCUUUCAGCCAUGGACGCCCGCAAAUCUGAGCUUGUGUCGUGGAACAGGUCGUCGGGGAAUUACCCGUCGUGCCAGAAUAGUAGCACCCAUGUCUGACUGGCUGGCUGGCUGCAUGCUCAUGUUAGCCGCAUGGGUUCGUACAGGUUGGCAGGAGGCCUACAAAGACACCGCGUUGUCUCCAGGGAACUGCGCCGUUUCUUCCAGACGCCUGAAUUUCUUCGUCAUUGCUUGCCUGUCUGUCUGUUCGUAGGGUUUGUGUGUGUUACACGAUCUUUUUUCCCGCUUUGAACUUUACGACUUGCUGGUUUCAAGCGUUUCUCCUUCUCUGUCUCUCUCUGUCUCUCUAGUCAUCAGCCAUGGCUUCGCUAGCGUUUUAUCUCUCUGCAUCUGUCCUGUUUGCUCAGUCAACGGUUGCUUUCAACUGCUCCAAGAAGCCCAUCUACGUCGAUAUUCACAAACGCGCUGUUGAGGAUUCGUCCGUUUUUCAGUAUGGAUCUUUCAUCGGGGUGGGGACACCGGCACAGAAUCACAGUCUCUGGCCAUCACUGGCACAGAACCAUACUUCUUUCGCGUCACAUGCGUAUUGCGGCGACAACAGCACAUUGCGGAACUGCGAAAAAUCGACAGGUGGCUUCUUCAGCCACGAGGAUUCAACCUCAUAUGAAGAUCUUGCAAACUUCCAAUCACUAGACAAGUCCACCGAAAGCUCACUCGAAGGCUUCUUCGGACAGGAUACACUCCGCCUAUACACACAUUACUUCGAAACAGACGGCGCCUCGCAAACCCUCGUGGAGAACUCAACCAUCGAAGUCGCCGAGCAGGGCUCCAUCGUACCAGGCCGAGUCGGCGUAGGCUCAUCCUCAACGCUCCUCCGGGACCUCGAAGCGCGCGACAUCAUCGCCGGAAAAACCUACUCGCUCUACAUCGGCCACGGCUACGAGCGCGCCGGCGGCGUCAUAAACGGCAGCAACGUCUUCGGCGGCUACGACUCAGGCCGCUUCACAGGCACCCCGCACCAAUACGCCAUGAACACAGCGAACCCGAACCCAAUGAGCGUGAACAUCAAAGACAUCCUCCUAACCACCACGCACUCCAACACCAACAUCUCCCUCUUCGACCCCUCCGUCUUCCCAGCCAUGAAAUCCCGCCCCUCCACCUUCGAAGCCCAGCUCACAACCGAGCAAUUCCCCCUCUCCCUCCCCUACCAAAUAACCCAAAACUUCAUCUCCCACCUCUCCGCCCAAGAGGACAACACCUGGGGUGACGCAUCCCUCAAGCUCCCCUCCCCUUUCCAAGGCACAUUAUCCAUCGUCCUAGACGACGGCUACACAAUCACCCUCCCGCAGGAAGUCCUCACAAACGCCUCGAACAUCACGCCCAUCCAGCAGCGCGACGCCAAAUCCACAGCGCCGUUCCUCCUCGGCUCCGCGUUCCUCGCACAGAUAUACCUUAUGGCUGAUUACGAAGCACAUACCUUCUUCCUCGCGGACGCGGUGCAGACGAAUAACGCCGUUAUGCCCGUGACGUUCUGUCCGCGCACGACGCCUGCUGCGUAUCAGCGCCCUAGUCGGAACGAUUGGCUGCAGCAGGGGCUUGUGGGCGCGGUGCUGGGGGGCGUGUUCGGUGGGAUCUUUUUGCUGGCCGUCGCGUAUUGUGGGUAUGUGGCGUGGAUGCGGAGGCAGGAUAAGAGGAGGCUGACGAGGGAACUGGAGAGGGGCGCGAGGGCGAAGAUGCAGGCUUUGGAGGUGGAGGAGGCGCCGGCGUUUGAUCCGCCGCCGAGGAGUGUGGCGGGUGGGGGUGGGGGCGCGUUUUGGAAGAAGAAUGGGUUUGCGUAGGGGUGGAUUUUGUACUUGUUGUUGUUAUACCAUGAUUUGGGGUUGGUGGGGGGGAUUAAUGUAUCGUGUUGUUCUACUGGGAGUCUUUACGUGCGGUCUUGGUGGUGUUGUGGAAUGUGAAUGUAGCUGAUGAUACCAUCCCAUACCAUCUCACUCACGCUGAACUGACACCGUCAACCAUCCCCGAACUCAUCAGCACCAUAUUUAAGAAG
This is a messenger RNA of Dothidotthia symphoricarpi CBS 119687, 2154 nucleotides long. Its product is annotated as acid protease. The record is from RefSeq and is a predicted model, not a curated record. Lineage: Eukaryota; Fungi; Ascomycota; Dothideomycetes; Pleosporales; Dothidotthiaceae. The coding region runs from base 464 to 1942 and encodes 492 amino acids. The transcript is spliced from 2 exons.